Messenger RNA from Scheffersomyces coipomensis, 2399 nucleotides. RefSeq lists its product as uncharacterized. The coding region runs from base 136 to 2244 and encodes 702 amino acids. The record is from RefSeq and is a predicted model, not a curated record. The transcript has a single exon. Lineage: Eukaryota; Fungi; Ascomycota; Pichiomycetes; Serinales; Debaryomycetaceae.
AAUAGUUUAAUAUAAUGGUAACUCUACACAGACGAAAAACGUAAAAAAUCUGGGGAUGAAAAAAAAUCUGCAAAUCAUUUAUCAAACGGUGUUAUUUACAACAGCCAUUGACAAACAUCACACGUCACAAAUACAAUGGAUGAAUGGGUAAAUGAUGAUGAAAUUACUGGAUUAGAUGAUUCAUACCUUUGGGAAACCAGAUUGAUCGAUCCUAAAGAUUUGGAAUACACCUUUCCAAAGCCAACUUUAUCAUUCGUCAUUUUUAGAAAUAAUAAUUGUAAAGAAACGAUUGAAGCUUUGUAUAAUGAAUUGGAUAACUUACUCAAGAUACUUAGACAUCAUUAUCCAUUUCGUUGUGAUCUUCCUCAAAUAGAAAUCAAAAAACAUAAAUAUAAGAAAUCAAGUAAAAAGAAAGAGAUGAUUAGUUACAUAUAUGGUCAAUUAACUUAUGAUGAUAGUACGAUUGAUGAAAACAUUAUGCAUGAUUUGAUAUUCAAAUUUUGCUCCAACCAUUUAGUAUUUGCUAAAGUAUUCAAUUCAGAAUCAUUUGAGAGUCUUUUAGUGAAAUAUUAUGAUGAGGGUUUAAAUGAUGAUUUGCUUGAUUCAAUGAAAUCAAUUAAUCGAGUAUGGAUUGUGGGUGACAAAAUUGUCACUAUUAAAGAUUCUGAGGAGGAUGAAGAGGACAAACAUGCCGAUAUAUUACCAUUAGCAACUGCAAUUGGUUAUAUGAAAAAGGGUGAAUUCACCUCCGAUCACAUUUUAGAGACCAAUGAUAUAUUAUCUCGUAAAAAGUUUGAGACUAGCCCAUUUGAUGAUUUACAGUAUGUUAUAGAUGUUGAUACAGUCAUGGAUGAUCCUGGCGUUCCUCUUUUUAACAUGAGUCCUUAUAUGAUUCCUACUGCAAUUACGAAAUUUAUCAACAAAGGAUUUACGCUAAAAGAUGCUGUUCAGUUCGACCCUGCUGAAAGAAAACCAAAACCUUUUAAAUUUUCAAUUGGUUAUUUAUCAUAUUGUGAAUUAUUAGCUUUACAUACUAAGAGACAACAAGAAUUAAAGAAUGAAGGGAAAGAUCCAAAUUCAAUUACGUUUGAAAUCGCUGUAUAUCAAAUCAUUUCAACGGGGAUGGUGUAUGUGGCAGGACAAGAUCCAGACAAAAUAACAGAAUCUAAUAAAGAUAAUGCAGCCUAUACCCAUAUUUUUAAUACUCGUAAUCAUUUACAAGAUAAGUUGAUUCAAAAAGGAUAUUUAAAUAAGAGAAUUCCUCCUACGGAAGAUUUUUUGAAAGAAAGUUUUAAGAACCCAAUAUCAAUCGAUCGUCAAGUUGAAGAAGUACAACAAAAAGUUCAUACAAGUAUUGAAGAAAUGUUGGCCAAGUUGACUUUAGGAGAAAUGAACCAACAUGACUUACCAAUAAAUCUCGAAGAUAUAUUUCUCGGUACUGAUGACCUUCUAUUUCCCCAUUCUUCUGAUGAUGAAGAAGACGUUUGGUUUGCGGAUCCAACUAUGGCUGAGGAGUUUGGAAAGUUGUCAGCUGAACUUCAAAAUGAAUUCCGAGAGGACGUGAGAGAUCAAAAGGAAGAGGAAUACAAAUACGACCCAGAUGAUCCUUUUGGACUCAAAAAAGAAGCACGUAAGCGUAAGGAGCAACUACAAGAACUCAAAGAACUUCAUAAACCAAAAGAUAGUGAUGAUGAAGCUGUUUAUAACAUAAUGUCUCGAUUGGUAAGAGAUAGACGAGGUAUAGAUGACAGAUAUUCUCAAAGAAUUUCUGAUGAAUAUAUUUAUUUUAAUGAUAUGAAUGAAUUAUAUUCUCAAGGUAUAACGCCUCGAGAAGAUGACUUCUAUCUUUAUUACCAUCCAGAAGAUCCUAAGUAUCAAUAUUAUUAUGAUCCUUAUAUCAAGACUGCUGAAGAAAUCAGCAGUGAGUAUAAAGACGUUACAGAAUAUACUAGUGAUGAAGAAGAUGAUUUAUACAGGCAAUGUCAUACGUUAGAGGAUUAUAACGAUAGUGAAAUAAAGUAUAUCAAGUUGAAAAGGAAAAUCCACUCUGAAUUAAGAACUAUAUUGGGGCAAGGCAAAGACGACAAUAGUGAUAAUGACUACAAUGAUGCUGAUGAAGAAGAAGAUGAUGAUGAUGUCGAAGAUAGAAUCAUUGAUGUCGAUAAUGAGGAAGAUGCAGAAGUGUACCGUGAUAUCGACAAUGAGAAGAAGGAGGCGAAUAAAUUCUUAAUUGAGGAGAUUUAAUUAAUAAUGUAGUUUAAUAAGAUCAACUGAUAUUUAGAAAGAAAUAAAAUAAAUAUAUUAUUGAUUAUACAAAAUUAAAUUAAAGAGAAGUAAACAUUAGACAAUACGUAGGAUGAGAAAUAUAUGCAAUGGAUUUUUGAAUUUUUAACUAUAAU